CCUUUGGGCUUUGGUUUCGGGAAUAAAUCAAUAGUGGUACCGCGCUUUUAAAAUGCCGCUACCUAGCAGUCUGGUGGUGGGCACAAGAAAACCAUCCGGCAUUUUUCUCACUCCAACUGUGCACAUAAAACCAACCAACAAACCAACAGUUUCUAUUACAGUAGUUAGUCUACUAGUCCACUAGUAGUCUACCAUGAGUUCGUCUCCCGUUGCUCGCAAGUCUUCUGGAUCUGCAGUCCUUUCACCUCCUGCAAGUCCUGGAUCUCCCCGUGGCUCUUCUUCACCUCCUCCAUCUCCUGGUCAACGCCGUGGGUAUCUGGUCAUCUGUUCCCUAUUGACGCUAUUGACGGUCUUGAUGCCAUCCCAGCAGACCAUUGCACACACUAGUAGUCUUGUGGGUGGUGAGAUCAAGAAGGAUGUCACCAAUGGCAAUGGAACUACCAGUACUAAUAGCAGUGGAAUACCUGGAAUACCACUACCAGUGACUCUUCAAGGACCAGAAGAUGUUCAUGCUGAUCAAAUCAGUGUCACUUCAGAUGCUACUGAUGCUACCCCCAAUCUACGUAGUUCUCCUGAAGUUGCUACAGUGGACAAGACUAUUGCUGCCAAGACACAGGAGGAAGCUGAAGACAAAAACACAGAUGCAGUCAUUCCAGGAUCCAUUUCUCUCGUCACCAGUUUCUGGGCUCAGUCUCCGGAAGAAGAAGUCUCUCCGCAUCGACGAGAGAUUGAAGAAUCCCUGCUCAAUAACAUUCACAAUCCACACAUUCAUCAAGUUGUCAUUAUCCUCGAUGGAUCGUCCGAAAAUGCCAAUUGCUCACAUUUCAAAACCAGAAUGGAACAAUUGGAACAGGAAUUCAAUACUUUCAUGAAUUUGGAUGAUAACAUGAACAGUCCCGAAUACCAAGCUAGAAAACGACCCCUGCUCACAUGUGUCCAUCGAGCCGACACACAACCCUUUUAUUACGAAAUGUUCCAAUACGCCACCAACCCCGACAUUGUCAAGAGCGAUAUCGUUAUUGUCGCCAAUGCCGAUCAAGCGUUUGAUGAAUCCGUUGCCACGGCAUCCCGGCUCAAACACAAUAUCGUAUUGGCACUUCCCACUUCCGGCUUUGACAAGGAUCGGGUUCCCUCUCCGACACGCGAUCAUUUUGCCAAACUCCACGGUACCACCGCGCCGGCAUAUGCCAAUGGCAGUGCCAAUCGAUGUCGACACAAAAUGCUAUCGUGGGAUGGAUACGCCUUUCAUCGGACCCUGCUGGCCGGUCAUCUCAAACCGGAAUUCUUUCAACGACCUUCUGUGCAAGGAAAUGCCUUUUUCAAAAUGAACGAAGUCGGUGGUGAAAAUGCCGCACUCUGGGGACUCCAACAAUCCCAACGGCACGCCAAAUAUAUCAAAACGUGCGAGGUCAUGCACUUGUGGCAUUUUCACGGAGCGCCCAAAAUGCACGCCCAUAACAAGAAAGGACUGUAUUGGUUGGAUCGCGAAGGCAAGGUACCCAAACCGUGGUUGGUGCCCACGCGAUUCGGUGCCGACGAUACCAGUUAUUUGUAUUAGAUACCAGUUAUUUGUAUUAGAACAGAUCUAGACUAGCUACGGCGCUGUAGCUAGCUAGCUAGAGAAGUCAAGUGGGUGGAAGUUGAGGGAACGAACGAACAAAAAGAAAGAAGGAAGAAUAGAAUAUCACACCAAACAUAAACGAAUGAAUAAUCACAGUGUUCGCUCUUUUCUAGAGAGUGUUGCAAUCAUUGCUUGUGGAGCACUUUUGCUCCGGUUGUGGCAACCGCUGGCUAGUCGGUGUCUACUAUCAGACCGGUAGACUGCAGUUUUUGCUCUUAUGGUACCAGUUGCGGCGCACCACUACCACGUGUAAUACCGUACCUGGUACGUACCUUGGCGGAGAGACUCGACUCGAUGCUUGCACUGAAACUAUAAGAGCUAAAGAGAAAGUUCAAUCAGCAUGCUUGCACGGAAACAACAAAAAACGACUACGAGUACUCCAGCAAACCAGUCCACCGAACU
Seminavis robusta is the source of this 2023-nucleotide messenger RNA. The record is from the annotation of a GenBank genome assembly. NCBI's taxonomy places the organism in Eukaryota, Bacillariophyta, Bacillariophyceae, Naviculales, Naviculaceae.